UAAGUGGUCGACGGUUGUUGAAUCUUGUGUUUAUAUUUCGGUCUCGCUAACUAAAAGACAUUUUCUCGCUGCAGAAGUUUGAAAAUAAACGUAAAUAAAAAUAAAAGUCGAUGAUGUCCACGACGUAAGCUCUGUGGCGUUGUGUUUUCACGUUGACUCGUGUGUGGAGGCAUCAGGACGAUGGAUUUCUGCGGGAAACAGGUGAAAGCAGACUGCGAGCAGCUCCUGAAGCGCUUCCAACGAACACAGUCCGUCCGCUUCGAGAUUUUCGCCAGAAUAUGGAGAGAGAUGAAGUUCUCACAGAUUUUCUAUGGCACUGUGAAUCACGAGAAGCGAAAAUUCAGUCGUCUGAUACUGGACGUGGCCUCUGUCUUCUUCCUGCCACCCUUCAGCUUCCAGAUCCGAGUAGGAGGACUUUACCUCCUGUACAGCUUGUAUCAGUGCCAGAAUGCGUCACCUUCUGAGCAGAUCCGUCUGGCACUGAAGGACUGGGUGGACGUGAAGACGUUUGAGAAAGAUGCUAUAGAGGCUCAGCACUUCGAUGUGGUCUACAUACUCCAGCAGCUCAUGUUCUGUAAAGCUUUCCACUUCACCGCCACACCCUCUCUGCUCACCUACAAUAAGAAGAGGAAGGUGGAAAGGUCGCCAAUGCAUGAGGAUUUCAUGGAGCGAGUGUCCCGUCCACAAGAGCUGGUUAACAUCGAGCUGCUGGAAGAAAUGGACAACGUUCACCAGCACUAUGAGAAUCUGAAGGCAUCCACCCUCUCUCUGACAUCAGCACAGCAAGAUCCGUCCGUCAGCCUGAUCCGUAAAAACCUUGUCCCUCAGCUUCGCAACACUGUGGUCGACUUCUACAACUGGCAGAAAAGGAAGGACAGUGUGGAUGAAGAAGAGGACAGCAGUGAGGGACCAUCAUCCCAGCAGGAGUGCUCCAAAAGGGCAGGGCUCCUUGCUUCCAUCAAAUCGAAGGCGUACGGACAAGCAGCAGAGGUCUCCAAGUCAAGGCGUCAUCGCCAGGUGGAAGUGGAUUUCACCAGUAACGAGGCCAGAUCCGCCCCCACGUUAGGUCGCUCCAGAAUAACCAAGCCGUCGCUCAAAGCCAGAACCAGUGAGAAUCUCCAUAUUUCAGGUGACUUGUGGACGGAAGCCAUGACAACCACUAAGAUCAGUCGGCUUGCACAGCUCGAGUCUGCUCGUGAUGAUAAACCGAAACAGUACAAAAAGUUCAAGUGGUCCUGAAGAAACUGCACAACACUGGAGCUGCUGUUCAGAGCAUUCACUGAAGUCUGAUAUGUGCUUUGCUAUUGUAAUAAAUCAUGUUGACAUCUUUA
Oreochromis aureus is the source of this 1331-nucleotide messenger RNA. RefSeq names its product small nuclear RNA activating complex, polypeptide 1b (gene snapc1b). NCBI's taxonomy places the organism in Eukaryota, Metazoa, Chordata, Actinopteri, Cichliformes, Cichlidae. Gene Ontology annotation, molecular function: sequence-specific DNA binding. The transcript has 10 exons. Gene Ontology annotation, cellular component: snRNA-activating protein complex. Gene Ontology annotation, biological process: snRNA transcription by RNA polymerase II; snRNA transcription by RNA polymerase III. The record is from RefSeq and is a predicted model, not a curated record. The coding region runs from base 181 to 1239 and encodes 352 amino acids.